Uloborus diversus is the source of this 1278-nucleotide messenger RNA. Its product is annotated as DNA-directed RNA polymerase III subunit RPC4-like. Gene Ontology annotation, cellular component: RNA polymerase III complex. The transcript has 5 exons. Bases 1 to 753 code for a protein of 250 amino acids. Lineage: Eukaryota; Metazoa; Arthropoda; Arachnida; Araneae; Uloboridae. The record is from RefSeq and is a predicted model, not a curated record. Gene Ontology annotation, biological process: transcription by RNA polymerase III. Gene Ontology annotation, molecular function: DNA binding.
AUGGAGGCUGGAUUCGUGAGAGAACAGUCCAAUAAUCUUCCUGAAGCAACUUCAAUGAUGAUAUUUGACUUUUUCUGGGAGAACGAGAGAUUCAAAUUUAUUGAUGAUCCCGAUGAAGUGGAAGAUAAACUUAAGCCUGUUAUCUUCCCAAAUGAAAUAAAAUAUGAAGAUAGUUUAAGAAAAAAAGAAGAAAUAAAAGGAGAUUUUCAGAAAUCUGUCAAGCCAACUUUUGAUCCUGAUGUUGCUAAAAACAUGGGCUUUGAUGUUGAAAAGGUGGCUAAAUUUAUUAAAAAAGAGAAAGGUAUGGAAGAAGUAAAAGAAACCUUAGAGUCCUUUGCACAGCUUCCUGAUGAGGAGAUUUUUAAACGUUUAAAUUUAUCACAAUCUGAAUUAAUGCUGCUCCAAUUUCCCAGUUGCGUCACUGUUCCAGAAAGUAAUGUAGAUUUAGAUAACACUCCAGGUCAAAGAUCUCAACUGAAUGGAGAAACUAAUUUUUCUGAUGAGCAAAAAAAGAUUUCAACAUAUUUAUCUUCUUUGUCUGAAGGUCAUAUUGGCAAGCUUCAGUUACUGAAAUCAGGAAAAAUUAGAUUGAUAUUGGGUGCACUAAAAUUUGACUUAGAUUCCAUCACUCCUUUAAUUUCUAAGCAUGAAGUUGUAUCUAUUAGAACUAAUACUGAUGCAGGAGAAAUGGUUACUCUUGGAAAUAUGGAGCAAAAAAUAAUGUUUGAUCCUGAUGUUGAAAGUUUUUUUUAAAUAGAUUUUAUAUAAAAUAAAUCAUGUAUAUUUUGAACCACACAUUUAUAUUUUGAAUCAAAUAAUAUUUUAUCUAUCACAAAAUUUUAGAUUAUUUGAACAUUGUAUACAUUUCAGAUUCAUUCUGUAAAUAAAUACUAAUUGCUGUAAAAAUGGUUUUUUGUAAAGCAUACAUAUUUGUGACAAAUAUUUUUUAACAUUUGGUUUUAUCUACAAGGCAUGACAUGUAUCUCAAAAGCAAAGCAGAAAAAAAGGGCAUGAAAUUUGUAUCUGGUCCUAAAUAUUUUAAAUUUUUCAUUGAAGGUGUUUGCUAUUUCUCUUAAUCUUUUUUUUUUUUUUUUUUUUCCCCAACAUGCACGGUAACUAGAUGUUUCCCUCCCAUACAACUUUAGCUAUUUCAUAUGAUCCACUCAGAUUGCCUAUCAGCUUUCAAUUGUACAAGCAUAUGCCAAACAGAUUGUUAAUUGAUCCAGAGACAACACUUUUGCCAUUGUUAGGGAUCAUUAGUAUGUCCCGAUCAAACCA